This is a messenger RNA of Sardina pilchardus (European sardine), 15284 nucleotides long. RefSeq names its product sacsin molecular chaperone (gene sacs). The record is from RefSeq and is a predicted model, not a curated record. NCBI's taxonomy places the organism in Eukaryota, Metazoa, Chordata, Actinopteri, Clupeiformes, Clupeidae. The transcript has 7 exons. The coding region runs from base 200 to 13576 and encodes 4458 amino acids. Gene Ontology annotation, molecular function: Hsp70 protein binding.
UCUGGUGUCUGCAGGAAGUCCUGAUGUAUCUCUUACACUCACAGGAAGUGGGCUGAAGGGGGGAGGGAGAUUUGGCCAGACUACCCCUCCCCUGGUUGAGUUCCUAAAGGAUAUUCUUAGACGGUACCCAGAAGGAGGGCAAAUUCUGAAAGAGCUGAUUCAGAAUGCGGAGGACGCGGGAGCCACAGAGGUCAAGUUCAUGUAUGACGAGACGGAGUACGGCGUGGAGUCGCUAUGGUCACCGGAUAUGGCUCAGCAUCAAGGAACGGCUUUGUAUGUGUACAACGACGCGGUGUUCACGGAGGAAGAUUGGAAUGGUAUUCAGGAGAUAGCAAGGAGCAGGAAAAGAGAAGACCCGCUGAAGGUUGGUCGGUUCGGCAUAGGGUUCAACUCUGUGUACCACAUAACAGAUGUCCCCAGCAUCUUCAGCGGGGAUCAGAUCGGAAUGUUGGACCCCCACCAGACUCUGUUUGGAAACCACGAGUCUGGCCAGUGCUGGAACCUCAAGACAGACAUCAAGGAGAUCACGGAGCUCAACGACCAGUUCGCCCCUUACGUCGGCAUAUUCGGAAGCGCGGAGAAGACGCUCCAGGACGGCCACUUCCCGGGAACGCUGUUCCGCUUCCCGCUCCGGGUCAAGCCCACGCAGCUGAACAGCAACGUGUACAACAAAGAGAAGGUUCUGGAGCUCUUCGAGUCGUUCAAGGCCGACGCCGACACGGUGCUGCUGUUCCUGAAGAAGGUGCGCAAGGUGUCGCUGCACGUGCGCGAGCCCGACGGCACCGAGCGGACGCUCUUCCGCGUGUGGUCGGACACGGCCGAGGACUCGGACUGGAAGCUGGAGCGGCCCAACUCGCUCAAGACGCUGGGCCUGGCCAUCGACAGCUACAGCAACGGCGUGCCCAGCGACCAGGUGACCUGCGCCACCUACCAGGUGGACAUCGCCGUCCAGGAUGAGUCGGCGCGCGAGACGCAGAGCACCAGCUGGUUGGUGUGCAACGGCGUGGGCGGCCGCGGCAUGUGCGCCGACCUGGACGCGCUGGCCGACGACCUCAAGUUCAUCCCCACCAUCGGCAUCGCGCUGUCCCUCACCGGCGAGGAGAAGGAGGAGGAGGAGGAGGAGGAGGAGGAGGAGGAAGGAGCGGCGUCCGCCUUCGAGGGCCGAGCCUUCUGUUUCCUGCCGCUGCCGCUGGGGGACGAGAGCCUGACGGGGCUGCCGGUGCACGUGAGCGGCUUCUUCGGCCUCACCGACAACCGGCGAAGCAUCAAGUGGCGCGAGGUGGACCAGUGGCGCGACCCGGCGGCGCUGUGGAACGAGCUGCUCGUCGUCACGGUGAUCCCGCGCGCCUACUUCGCGCUGGUCACCGAGGCCGUGCGGCGGGCGCAGGCCAAGAAGGACCGCGACUUCCCGCUGUCGCCGCGCGGCACCUACGCCGCCUGGCCGGACCCGGCCCGCACGCGGCCCCGCUGGCGCUCCAUCCUGCAGCCGCUCUACGCCGACCUGCUCCGCCAGCCGGUCAUCUACUCGCUGGCCCGGAGCUGGGUGCGCGCCGACGAGGCCGUCUUCUCCGAGCUGGACCCCGAGGAGGACGACUGCGCCGCCGCCGUCACCCGCUACCUCCAGAGCGCGGGGAUGCACCUGGCGCGGGUGCCGGCCGCCGUGGACGCCGUGCUGACCGCCUACUCGGGCCAGCCGGACGGCGUGAGCAAGGUGACGCCGGCGUUCGUACGGCAGGCGCUGCGGAAGACCAGACACAAGGGCGCGGCGCAGGAGAAGCUGCAGCUGCUGGAGUUCGCGCUCGGCGACGGCGGCUACGGAGACCUCAUCGGCCUGGAGCUGCUGCCGCUGCAGGACGACACCUUCAUCGCGUUCUCGUCCUCCGUCAGCGAGAAAGACUCCAUCUACAUCACCUCUCAGGAGUAUCCACGGUCUCUGUACCCUGGGCUGGAGGGGAGAUUUAUCUUGGAGAGCAUGGGCCCUAAAGUUAUGAGUAGACUGAGGGAGGCAGCCAAAAGCAGAGGGAGACCGUGUACUCAGUUACAAGUGCUUACCCCUGAGCGGUCGGCUCGGCUCAUAAAGGAAAUCCUGACAACAGCUUGGCCCACCAGAGAAUUCUGUGUUCCUUGGACCCCUGGGAAUCAAGAGAAGAAACAACCCACAGCUGCCUGGCUGAAGAUGAUUUGGCGGCACCUCUACAUUAACUUUGCAGAUGACCUUAGUGUGUUUGAAGACAUGCCUUUGAUCCCAAAUGUGCCACUUGAUGAAAGCAGAGGCUCCCUGGAGCUGCUGCGUCUUAAAACUCCAUCUCCCAUAAUUCUUAUGAAUGAGGAGGAGGGCCCUCUUCCUGAAUGCCUUCUUGAAGUCAUGAGAAAGAUUGGUGGAGUCGUUGUGAAAAAACUGGAUCCGUGCCUACAGCACCCACUGUUGAAAAACUACAUACACCACUCCUCCCCGAGCACAUUACUGCAAAUAAUGGACCGGACCUCUACACAGAGACUAACCAGUCAGGUGUCUGUGCUCACAGCAAAACAAAAGAUUGCCUUGAGGAGCUUCCUAGCUGGACUGUCUGAAGUUACAGAGAAAGAGAGGCGAAUCAUCCUAGAGCUUCCCAUCUUUGAGCGAGUCGGGACAUCCACAACCACCAAAAGCAGCCGCACGUUCACCUCUCUCAGAGGAGCCAGGGCGAUACACCACUCGGCCAAAUAUCCCUCAGACGUGAAACUGUCUAUAAACGUGGUGGAUAGCAGCGAUGAGUCAACCAUCCGUCUGGUGAAGCUGCUGAAUGUUGAACAGGUGAAAAGCACUGAAUGCCUGAAGGUGAUCGUCCAGGACUUUGAAAAGGGUUUCUACACAAAAGAGGAAAUCAACAAAAUCAUGCUGUGGGGCCUGACUCACCUGUCGUUCCUGAAGGAUGAAAAUAAAGCAGUGAUUGGCUGGCUGUCCUCCCUGAAGUUCAUCCACACCAGCCCCACAGCGAAACCCGUCGCGGCCCCAGAUCUCUUUGAUCCUGAGCUUGAGAUUCUUCAGGAGCUCUUCUACCUGGAAGAGAAGAACAGGUUCCCCCCAAGCACAUUCACAUCAUCCCCAGAUGUCCUCCACUCCCUGAGGCAGCUGGGAUUGAAGAACGAAGUGCAACUGACUGAGAAAGACGUCCUUCAGGUAGCUCAGAAAAUCGAGGACUUGCAGGGGAAGAGCAAACCCGACUGGGACCCUCUCCUGAGGAAAGCGAAAACACUCCUGACGAUACUCAACAAGCAGACAAAACUGGUGAAAAGCUCUGAGGCCCAGGCUACCCUCCAGAGGCUGAAGUGGGUGCCUGUGUGCAAAGACAGACCUCUGAAUUACCCCAAAUCUCUCGCCUGGAGGGGAGACGACUGCAGCAUCGGCUCCUUCUCAGAAAUGUGUGACAUCUCUCACGCGGUGCUCGUGGGAUCCUCCGUGGCUCUGGUUGAACGCACCUCUGCAGGCAUGAAGAAAGCUCUGAAGUUAUCCAUCGAGCCUCAAGUUGAUCAAGUGCUGCAGCACUUAAAAGCUGUGAACGACUGGCACAGAUCUCAGAAAUUCACCACAGAUGACUGGUACCAGUUUCAGCAGAUUUUGUGUGAGAUUUAUGACUUCAUGCAAACACAUUUAGAGGAUGCAAGAGAAGCAAUGAAGUCACUGCCUUUUGAUUGGGUGUGGACUGGCAAAACAUUCACAUCCCCAGGAUUCACCGUGCUAAAGCCACUCCCUGACCUAGACCUGCAGCCAUACCUAUACUCGUUGCCAAAAACCAUUGCAAAGUUUCACAAGCUGUUCCAGUUUUGUGGCUCUGUUGAAGAGGUGGUUCCAAGUCAUGUGUUUGAAGUGGUGAGAACAAUCAGAGAGCGAUGUGAGGAAGACAUGACAAAGCACGACAGCAGACACAACCUCCUCCUUUUGAUUAACAUACUGCGCUGGCUUUACAACAGCCAGAUAUCUGUUGAUGCCGACAUGCAUAUUCCCAUCUUGAACUACAAAGAGCCAAGCAAACUAGUCAUGAAACCUAUUCAUGAAUGCACUUACUGUGACAUCAAGGUGGAUGACUUAAAUGAUUUACUUGAGGAUGUGUCUGAGCCCAUUAUCCUAGUACAUGAUGAUAUCCCUAUGAAGACUGCUGAAUGGUUGAAAGUGCCGUGCCUAAGCACCCGCUUGAUAAAUCCUGAAAAUCUUGGCUUUGAACAGUCUGGCCAAAGAGAGCCUCUCACAGUGAGAAUAAAGAACAUUCUGGAAGAAUAUCCUUCUGUUUCAGACAUUUUCAAGGAGCUUCUUCAGAAUGCUGAUGAUGCCAACGCCACCGAGUGCAGCUUCCUAAUUGACAUGCGAAAGAAUCAGGACAUACGAGAGAACCUUCUAGACCCAGGCAUGAUCAUUUGCCAUGGCCCUGCACUGUGGUCAUUCAACAACUCUGUGUUCUCAGACACUGACUUCCUGAAUAUCACCAGACUGGGCGGGUCUAUGAAAAGAUGUGAGGCAGACAAAGUUGGCAAAUUUGGCCUUGGCUUCAACUCAGUUUAUCAUGUGACCGAUAUACCCAUUAUUUUGAGCAGGGAAUUCAUGAUCAUGUUUGACCCCAACAUUAACCACAUAAGCAAACACAUCCGAGACAAAUCCAACCCUGGAAUCAAAAUCAACUGGAGCAAACAGCAAAAACGUCUAAGGAAGUUUCCUAAUCAGUUCAAGCCCUUCAUUAAUGUCUUCAACUGCCUGCUUCCACUUUCUGAAGAGUCUCCCUAUAAGUACAAUGGCACCCUCUUCAGACUGCCAUUCAGGACAGAGCAAGAGUCAUCGGUGAGUGAAAUCAGUAGUGUCUACUACAACACCACAGACAUAUACUCACUUGUUGAUGAGUUUAGCAUCUGUGGCCACCGGCUUAUCCUCUUCACACAGCAUGUUGGCACCAUGGUCCUCAAGUAUCUGAAGUAUGAGGAGCCAAAUCCCGCUGCAGCACAGGAUGUGGUGACCAUCAACAAAAGCGUUUGGUCAUCUAAGGCAUCGUAUGGGCCGCUGAGCAUUCUCAAGUCAGCAGCAAAGGUUAUGAAAAAGGUUGCAAACACUAACAGAGUUCCUGCAGAUGUCCCCAAGUCUGGCUGCAUCAUCAGGAUCAUAGUGGAGGAGUAUCAUAAUGUCUUCAGGCGCAUCGUUGAUCUCCACUCUCCCCUGUUCCGAGGCUCUGAGGAAGACCCGUCCUCAUACUUUGAGCAGGCAUCCAAGGGCGUUCAGACCCGACGACUCACAGAUGAGAUGCCACAGAAAGGGGUUGAGGUGUCAAACUGGCUCAUCUGCUCGUGCAUGGACGUAACCGAAGCCCUGAAGUUCUCCCUGAGUGAAAGUGGCAAGCGGCUUGGUCUGGUGCCUUGUGGAGGUGUGGGAGUCCUUCUCACUGAGGAAGAGAACCGGAAAUGGACUGUGAAGACCAAUCCGGCUGGGAUCGGAGAGGUGUUUUGCUACCUACCCCUCCGUAUUAAAACUGGCCUCCCAGUACACAUAAAUGGCUGUUUCGCUGUCACAUCCAAUCGUAAGGAGAUUUGGAAAACAGACACCAAAGGACAGUGGAAUUCCAUCUUCAUGAGACAUGUGAUUGUCAAAGCUUACCUGGCAGCCCUGAACAUGCUAUGCACCAUGGCUGAAAGUGGAGAACUGCUCGAUUACAGCUACUACGCUGCAUGGCCAGACCCUGGAUCUGUCCAUGAUGACUUUACACUGAUUAGCCAGGGGGUUUAUCAAGAAAUCGCCAAAGGGGACGACAGUGACAACGCAAAAGUCUUCUCAGAUGGCAAAACAUGGGUGUCGAUUAAGUACGUCAGGUUCCUCGAUGACACUUUACUCAGCAGGCCUGAUAUUGGCCCAGCUGCCUUCAAGAUAUUCCUGAAGUACCUGAAGAAGUGUGGCUCCAAAGACCUUUGCGCUGUUGAGUUGCCUGACUGGGUCAAAGAGGGCUUUGAGGAUGCUGGGUGCAAGAGCAGGCUGAUGGAAAACACCUUGACAGAAAAACAGUUUUUCUCUGACGUUUUUUUCCCCCACAUUGAAGACAUCAGCCAAGAACUGCGAGACCCACUCAUGCAUUAUGUCCUAAACGACAAAUUGGAAGAGUUUUCAUCCCUUCUCAGAGAGACACCAUGCAUCCCUUGCUGUGGUCCAUCCCAAAAGCUAGUCUUGCCAUCCCGUCUUAUUCACCCAGAAGGAAGAGUAGCCAAGCUCUAUGACUCACAUGAUGGUCGUUUUCCAGAGGGAACUGCGAAAGACUACUUGAACCCUGUGUGCCUUGUGAAGUUGGUACAGCUUGGCAUGGUGAAGGAUGACCUAUCUUGGGAGGACCUGAUAGAACGUGCCGACUCUGUUCUGGCUCUCAACGAAAGUGACCACUUAGCUGCCUGUCAAAGGAGCAGCAUCCUGCUAAGCCUUGUCGACGAGAAGCUGAAAGUAAGAGAUGCUCAAGCAAAGGAGCACCUGGAGAAGUUGCAAAAUAUUAAGUUCCUCCCUUUCUUGACCAAACCGGCUGGGUUUUCUCUGCCUUGGCAUGGCAAUAACUUCCCCCAGUCGACCAUGUUUUCUACCACAGAACUGUUUACCACAGACCACCAAGACACUGUCUGCUUGAUGAAGCCAAUUCUGAAUGAAAACUCCCCAUCGUUCAAAGGUUGUGGUCCAAUCACACUGGCAGUGAAAGACUUCCUUGGACUCAUUAAAAAGCCACCUGUAGAACUGGUCAUAAAUCAACUAAAAGAACUAUCAAAAUCCUUUGAUGGGGUCACAUUGUACCAAGAAAACAUAACAAAUGCCUGCUACAAGUAUCUACAUGAGGAAAUGAUGCAGAACGCCGCAGCAAAAGAAGAAAUCAUGAAGGAGUUGAAAACCUUCUGUUCAAUACUAGUGGAGAACACUUAUGUGGUUCCCUCGAAAGUAGCAUUCCAACUUAACUUUGAUGCUGCACCAUACCUUUAUCAACUCCCCAACAAGUACAGAAACAGCUGCCGGGAGCUCUUUGAGAAUGUUGGAGUGCAGCCCAGCUUUACCGUCGAAAACUUCUCAGCAGUUCUUCAGCUGAUAAAGCAGGAGAGUGGGAGAGGACCACUCACAGAGGAUAACUUCCAGCUCUCUAGAAGAAUAAUCAGUGAGGGCAUAUGGGGCUUGAUCAGAGACAAAAACCAAGAGUUCUGCCAAAGUACAUAUGGCGAGAUCCUUCUACCUGAUAACCAUUCUAUUCUUCAGCCAUCGAAAUCCCUCUGCUAUAAUGACUGUCCCUGGAUUAAAGUAAGAGAUACGACUGUGAAAUAUUGCCAUGGAGACAUUCCAAGAGAGGUAGCUGUGAAAUUAGGAGCUGUGCCAAAAAGACAUAAGGCUUUGGAAAGGUAUGCCUCUAAUGUCUGCUUUACGACCCUUGGAAGUGAGUUUGGGCAGAAGGAGAAGUUGACAAGCAGAAUUAAAAGCAUUCUAAAUGCCUACCCAUCAGAGAAGGAGAUGUUAAAAGAGCUCUUACAGAAUGCAGAUGAUGCCAAAGCAACAGAGAUUUACUUUGUGUUUGAUCCAAGGACACACCCAACUGACAGGAUCUUUGAUGACAAAUGGGUACCGAUGCAAGGACCUUCCCUCUGCGUUUACAACAACCAGCCUUUCACUGAUGAUGAUGUCAGGGGUAUUCAGAAUCUGGGGAGAGGCACAAAAGAAGCCAACCCUGGCAAAACUGGACAGUACGGCAUUGGCUUCAACUCAGUCUACCACAUCACAGACUGCCCAUCAUUCAUAUCUAACAAUGACAUCCUCUGCAUCUUUGAUCCCCAUGCCAGAUACUCACCAGGGGCCACGUCUGUCAGUCCCGGAAGAAUGUUCCGAGAUUUAGACUCUGACUUCAGAUCACAGUUCUCAGAUGUUCUAAACCUGUACCUGGGAAAUCACUUCAAGCUAGAGCGCUCCACUAUGUUCCGGUUCCCCAUCCGCUCAUCUGAGAUGGCAAAAAUCUCAGAGAUCAGCUCUGUGCCUGCCUCAGAUCGAAUGGUGCAAAAUCUCCUGGAAAAACUAAGAACAGACGGAGCGGAACUUCUCAUGUUUCUGAACCACAUGGAGAAGAUAUCCAUCUGUGAAAUAGAGAAUGGCACAGGGGACCUGAAAGUCUUGUACUCUGUGACUGCUAAAAUCACAGAUGGUGAUCGACUGAAGCGAAAACAGUUCCAUGCUUCUGUGGUAGACAGUGUGACGAAGAAAAAACAGCUCAACCAAAUUCCCGUUCAGCAGAUAACAUACACCAUGGACAUAGAGGACUCAGAUGGUAACUUAACCACGUGGCUGAUUUGCAAUCGGUCUGGCUUCUCUGAUAUGGAAAUUGUCUCAAAAAGUGUCAUCUCAGCCCACAAAAAUGAAGACAUAACUCUCUUUCCUCGUGGGGGGGUGGCAGCAUGCGUUAGCCACAACUACAAGAAACCACACAGAGCUUUUUGCUUUCUUCCCCUCUCUCUGGAAACCGGUUUGCCAUUUCAUGUGAAUGGACACUUUGCACUGGACUCGGCCAGACGGAACCUGUGGAGGGAUGACAAUGGUGUAGGCGUAAGGAGUGACUGGAACUAUAACCUAAUGACAUCACUGAUAGCACCAGCUUAUGUGGAGCUGUUGAUUCAGCUGAAAAGGCGUUGCUUCCCUGGUCCUGAUCCCACCAUGACCAUUAUGCAGAGCACACCAAUCCAUACUGUGAAAGACAUCCUGAGGAAGUUCCUGUUUUUCUUUCCUGUGAACAGGCUUGACAUCCAACCUGAUUGGUAUUGCCUGUUAAAAGCAAUCUACAACUGUAUUCAUGUGGAUCUGAAGAGAUUGCUUCCUGUUGUCAGGGCACCCCACAUUGACAAUGCAGACAUGCAUUCAGCUGUCUUCAUCUCAUGGGUCAACACAACAGCAAGUAAGGGCCGAGCGUUCUUUGACAACCUUCUGCAAGAUGAGUUGCAGCACCUCAAGAACACAGAGUACAAUGUCAUGAGUCGCAAAAGUGUCGCAGACAACAUCUACAGACUUAAAUCCAUGCUCUUAGACAUUGGCUUCAAUUUAGUCUACAGUUGUGAUGAAACAGCAGGUCUAUAUCUCUGCCUGGAAGAUGCUGGGAUUCCAGUGAGCUACGUCACACCGGAGGAUGUUCGCAACUUCCUGCUGACAUACUCAUCCCCAGACACUUCCUGUCAGGUGGGUAAGUUGCCCUGCCGCCUCCAACAGUCAAGCUUCAAGCUGUUUCAUAGCCUAAAGCUCCUGGUAGACUACUGCUUUAAAGAUGUGGAGGAAAAUGACGUCAGCAUAGAGGGCCUACCACUGCUUAUCACAAUGGACAACAUACUUCAAGUGUUCGAUUCCAAACGACCAAAGUUCCUCACCCCACACCAUGAACUGAUUUCAUCCAGGAAGGAGCUAUUCAUGAACACAUUGUACAUGCGAUACAGUAAUGUCCUGUACAAGGCAGGUGUAGCAAAGGUCUUUGAUAUCAACAGCUUUGGAGACCUGCUAGGAUCUGUUCUUCCACGAGAAUACCGAACAAGGAUGACUGUUCGAUGGAAAGAUGGUUACGCCAGUGAGUCAUGGUUGAGAAGCACCUGGCACUUCAUCAGUGAGAACAUAAUCCCAAAGGAGGAGCAGACAGACAUCAAGCCAACAUUUGAGACGGUCCUGGACAUUCUCAAAGACUGGGCUUUGCUGCCGGGCAUUAAAUUUAUGGUAUCAAGCAGCAAGCUGGUUGUGCCUGAGCAUGAUGUCUUACUCCCCCUGAGUCUAAUCUAUGCAGCCAUCUUUCCCAAUGGUCAGAAUGACAAAGUAUUUCAUACGCUGAUGAAAGCGGGAUGCAUCCAACUGGCUGUGAACAAGAUAUGUGCUAAGGAGAAUCCAAUCUUGCCUCUGCUGGCCCAGCAUACUGCAAACAUAGACAACCCAUGCAGCAUUCUGAAAGCCCUGGAAUACAUGGUCCAAACGUCAACUUUCAAAACAAGCAGCCUAACUGACAAAGACUUUGAGUCACUUUUGCUCUACUUCAACUGCAACUUGGGUAGCCUCUCCCAAGAUGAUGUGCAAAAUCUAAAGCUACUGCCCUGCUACCGGGCAGUUAGUGGUAGAUACCUAAGCAUUGCAAACUUUGCAUCAUGCUAUGUUCUCACAUCAAUCAUUCCCUCUCCUGACAUGGAGAAAUGGGCCCACACCACAUCCUCUACCUUCCUGGUUGACAACCCACAACUGAAAGAACUCUACAGUUUCCUUGGGUGCACCCCAAUCGAUGAUCUUGAAGUCUACCUGAAGCAUCUUCUUCCAAAGUUUGAUAUCUUGACCUAUGAUGCCAAAAUUCAACACCUUGUGUACUUGAAGGAAAGAUUAUUAGCUAUGGAGGAGCCAUCGACGAUCAAAGAUCAGCUUUAUGAAAAACUGGAGAGUCUGUCUUUCAUAUAUGACACCAUGAACAGACUGAAGCCUGCCAAAGCAUUCUCUGAUCAAACUGUGAAGGUCUUUGAGAUGAUGCUUCCCACCAAAGCAUUCAUACCCAAUGAUUUCUUCAGGAAGAUUGAGCAAGUGUCAAAGCCAAAAAAUGGGACCUCUUUCCUCACCUCUUGGAUCACAUUCCUCCGUAACAUAGGUCUGAAAUACAAUGUGUCACAGGCACAGAUCCUCCAGUUCGCAAAAGAGGUCAGUAUCAAAGCCCCAACUGAAAACUGGACCAAGGAAAAGACACAGAGUAUUGUCGAUGUUCUCCUCAAUCAUAUAUUUAAUGAGAGGACUGAUCUUUUUGAAGGCACUUUUCUCAAAGAACUAGCUAUGAUUCCAUUUUUGUGUCCAGAGAGAGCACCUGCCGAACUUGUGCGAUUGCACCCUCAGUUUCAAGAAAUGAACAGCACCCUUCCUUUGAUUCGAUUCAGUGGCUCCCAAGUGAACCCCAAAUUCAAACAAACAGAUGUCAUCCAACUUCUCUGGACAUCUUGCCCAAUUCUUCCUGAGAAGGCCACUCCAGCAAGCAUUAAAGACCAAGAGGGUAGCACACUGGCAGGGCAGGAACAGCUUGACUUAGUUCUGACAACACUGAAUGUGAACUUUGAUCCUCCAUUGGAGAAAGUCAUAAGCAAUUGCAAAAACAUAUGCAACAUUUCCAAUGUUGAAGAUGACACAGUGAAAACCAGAAAUAAAGUUCUGAGGUGCUCUUAUGAAUUCCUCAAUGCAGACAAGAGAGACUUUCGCUAUUUGCUGAGAGGAGUAAGUUUUGUCAUGGUUGAAGAAGGUUGGAAGCUUCUUAAAUCAGAAGAGGUUGUCAUCAAUUUGGAUAAUGAGUCAGACUUUAAGCCAUACUUAUACAAACUCCCCCUUGAACUUGGCACCUUUCAUCAGCUUUUUAAAAUGCUGGGAACUGAGGAUGUUGUGUCAACCAAACAGUACCUUGAGGUCCUCUCCCGGAUAUACAGAAAUUCAGAGGGAAAGCGUCUUGACCCAAAUGAAAUGAGAACUGUGAAAAGAGCAGUGUCCGGGCUUUUCAAAAGUCUUCAGAAUGACCCAGUUGAAAUUCGCAAAGACCUAGACAGCCUCAGAGACCUAACAUUUUACCUGCCUAGUCACGAUGGCCGCCUCACAAAAUCAAACACUUUGGUGUUUGAUGACGCCCCACACUACAAAAGCAGAAUCCAGGGUAAUGUUGGUGUUCAGAUGCUUGUUGAUUUGAGUCAGUGCUACCUUGGUAAAGAUCACGCAUUUCACACCAAGCUGAUCAUGUUGCUCCCACAAAAGUUGAGGCCGAGAUUACUGAGCAGCAUUUUGGAGGAGCAGUUAGAUGAAGAGUCGCCCAAAAUGUGCCAGUUUGGUGCCCACUGCUCGUUGCAGGGCCGACUCCAGCUCCUUCUCUCAUCUGAGCAGUUCAUCACGGGCAUGAUUAGAAUUAUGAAGCAUGAGAAUGAAAAUGCCUACAUGGUGAACGAGGAAAAAGCCAUCAGACUUUGCAAAGCUUUAUGUGAGGGCUUGAAGGUGUCCUGCUUCGAGAAGCUACAGACGACUUUGCGAGUCAAAGGGUGCAGUCCCAUCCCACACAGUCGCAGUGAAACUCUGGCCUUCCUGAAAAGGUAUGGCACAGCAGUCAUCCAUCUGUACAUACAGCACUCAGACAGCAAAGACAUCAACUUCCUCCUGGCCCUGGCUAUGACACUCAAGUCUGCAACAGACAAUUUGAUAUCAGACACCUCAUAUCUGAUUGCCAUGCUGGGAUGUAACGACAUUUAUAGAAUCACGGAGAAACUAGACAAUCUUGGUGUCAAAUAUGACUCGACUGAACCCUCGAAACUUGAGCUUCCACUCCCCGGAACGCCGAUACCAGCAGAGAUUCAUCACAUCCUUCUUAUGGACCCACUGAAUGUGUUUUAUCCUGGCGAGUAUGUGGGCUACCUCGUGGACUCAGAAGGAGGAGACAUUUUUGGUUCUUACCAACCAACUUACACAUAUGCAAUUAUAGUCCAAGAGGUAGAGAGAGAAGAUGAUGACAAUCCGAGUUUCCUUGGAAAAUACUUUCAAAUCGAUAUUGGUUACAGCGAAUACAAAAUAGUGAGUUCCCUUGACCUGUACAAAUUCUCCAGACAGGAUGAUAGCACGCACAUCAGAGAUGGCGCCCCUUCUACACCAGACAGUCCAUCAGAGACGGCCUCUCCUGGACCACGGGUACCUCCCAUGUUCCCAGGGAAGGAAAAUCACAGAGCUCCCCCUUCAAAAGUGUCUCCCAAAAAGAUCAAACUCAAUGCCCUCCCAGAAAUUCUGAGGGAGGUGACCUCUGUUGUCGAGCAAGCGUGGAAGCUUCCGGAGACCGAGAGGAAGAAGAUCAUUCGACGGCUCUACCUCAAGUGGCACCCAGACAAAAAUGCAGAGAACUUGGACGUUGCCACAGAAGUCUUCAAGCACCUUCAGAACGAGAUCAACAGAAUGGAGAAGCAGAGCCAGGCUGACCAGGCUGCGGAACGUGCCACCCGUAGGCCCUUCUCCACAUCGUCCACCCGCUUCCAGUCGGAGAAGUUCUCAUUUCAAAGAUUCUACACAUCCUGGAACCAGGAAGCCACUAGCCAUAAGUCGGAACGGCAGCAGUUCCGGGAGAACUUCACAAGCUAUGCAGGGUCUACGCAUACAAACCGCUUCUUUGUACCCCCUACAUUCAAGUCAGUCGGCAACCCCGUGGAGGCUCGCAGGUGGCUCAGGCAAGCAAGGGCCAACUUCUCGGCAGCAAGAAACGACCUGCAUAAGAACGCCAAUGAGUGGGUGUGCUUUAAGUGCUAUCUGGCUACCAAGUUAGCGCUGAUAGCUGCCGAUUACUCCGUGCGAGGGAAGUCUGACAAAGACGUGAAACCCACCGCCUUGGCCCAGAAAGUGGAAGAGUACAACAGCCAGUUGUCAGGGCUGGCACAGGACGUGAACAUUCUGGAAGGUUACGGAGUGGACAGUCUGAGAACUCGCUAUCCCGACCUCCUGCCUUUCCCCCAGAUCCCAAAUGACAGAUACACUUCUGAAGUGGCAAUGCGGGUGAUGGAAUGUACAGCUCGGAUCAUCAUCAAACUCGAGGCAUUUGUGCAGCAAAAACUGUGAUGCACAUCAAUAUCUUCCAGACUUCAGUCUGGUUGUUGGACCCGUCAUGGCAAAAUGCAAGAAAAAACUGCAUAGGAAAUAUAGAUUAGCUGUGUGCUGAAUGCUGGCAGGUUACGCAACGUUUUCAAAGGCAAAAACAUGUAUCCUUCUGGCAGCUUAGAUGUACAGUGUCAGUUAUGGUACCGUACCCUCAUGCUUGUUGUAAAUAUCUAUUGCUCCCUAUAUAAAAAGCACUGUUAAGAAACUGGAAAUAGUGCAAGGUUGCUUUAACCGUUUGCAAAAGGAACAAUCUUUCGAAAACUCAAACCUGCAAUUGUCUGCAAAUCUGCAGUGUACAGUACAUACAAACCCAGGCCCAGCAAUACUUAUUGUAUUUUUUUUUAACCAAAGUCUUGUGUUCAGUAAGUUUGCUGUCAGGAAAAAAAAGAAAACAAAACAAAGAUGACAACAAAAUGCUGCUUUUUUACUUUUACCUUUUUGAAAAGUGUAUAUUUUCCUGCCAUAGAUUAUCAAAUGAAUAUUUGAAAUUUUUAUUCAGCAUGUAUUUGCACUGUUUUAAGGAGCGCUUGUGUGAUUGCAUUGGCUGGGAGGUUCAGGGCCCGUGUGUAACAGCUGUUUAUCGCAAUACUUCCCCUCGACCAUGGAGUGAAUUGUCAUUCAGCGUAGCAUACACGUGUAGUUGCUCAUUAAUUCAGACUGGCUGGUAGUGUCAGAUCAUCCUCAUGGGGCAAUUGCUCUGUCACUAGUUCGAAGUUUAACACGGUUUUAAACUGGAGUUUGAGUUGGGAGUUGGAGUUUAAAACCGUGUUAAACUCCAAACUAGCAACAGAGGAAUUGCCCCCAUGGGUCUCCAAGGGCCUUUAGACUGUGAAGUGCACUGACGAAUGUAAUUUCUGCUUGUCAAUCUGCUGUGUAUGUUUGUUAUGGGGGUAUGCCUCGAUGCUGACUGUCAUGAUGUGAACACAAAUGCCUGUCUGUCUGUUUGUGUCUCCAUUAACCAGUUAGAGAACAUGAAUGUUGUGUUGCGUAUGGAGCGUAGUCGUAGACACUGUUGUACAAUGUCCCUGUCAUUAUCCACACGAACACACCUUUGACACAUAUUUAUUUCAUCACCAGUAGAUAGCCGUAAAGACUCUUUUGUCUGAUUGGGUUGAAUGGUAACUUAAAUCUCUGAAUGCUUGCAAUGUAGUGGAAUGUCUCUUACUUAGAUGAUAAUCUACUGUAUGUACAGAAAUUGCUCUGAAGCAAAUGUAAAAAAAAAAAACGUUCUUGCCAAUAUUUUGGUUUUGUUUUGUUUUGUUCUUAUGUUUAUGGUCUUUCAAGGCUAUACUGUCCUUUCAUAGCAGGGGCGAACUACAGGUGACAUAAUCAUGUGGUGCUCAAUAUUAUGUAAUUUAUCGUGCCCUUCACUGUUUUUCAUUUUCAUGUACAAUUACUGGGAAUUCAACUACGCAAACACUUGGUACAGAUUUUAGUUUUUGUUAUUAUUGGUUAUGUAUUAUGUGUUAUGUGUACAUUGAGUUGAUUGAGUCUUUUCCAAAAUUAAGAUGUUUUGGUUUCUUAUUUUCGUACCUGUAAACUGUCUUAUUACAACUCAAGAUCAUUUUGAGGUUUGCCACUCUGGGUGUCAUGAGUACUUUCUGCAUUGAAUUAUUUGUUGAAGUACACAGUGCCAUAGUUGUAAUAAACCCCUGAGUACCAACAAUAA